Messenger RNA from Suillus plorans, 1058 nucleotides. RefSeq lists its product as uncharacterized. The record is from RefSeq and is a predicted model, not a curated record. The transcript has 5 exons. Lineage: Eukaryota; Fungi; Basidiomycota; Agaricomycetes; Boletales; Suillaceae. The coding region runs from base 35 to 1009 and encodes 324 amino acids.
ACCCCCUAUUUCAAUCUUCUUACCACCAACAUCAAUGGCUACCCUCGUUGAUGUGAAAGUCGCUGAUGACAGCAGUACACCUCCUUCGUAUCACAAAGUCUUAGCAAGACCCAUUCAAUGCGAUCAAUCAUCUAUAUUUUCCUUUGGUCUCAUGAAGAAGAAACGUGCAGCUGUUCUAUCCCGCAUCCGUGACAUCGUCUUAGCCCCUGACUACAUCCCUUGUUUUGUGGUUCCAAAAGUCAUUGCCUGCGCUGCCACUCUCCCAGUUACCGAGUUCUCCAAAAUCCUGACACAACUCAAUAUCGAAGGCCACACAGCACCGUAUUGGGCAAUUGUGAACAAUCGGCCACAUGCUCUUUGGGCAUUUAUCAAGUUCAUUUCCGGCACGAGUCCCUCUGUUUCUUCCGACUUGCGCAUUGCUUGCAUGAUAACCAACGACCAUUCAAUGUUUAAGGAGCUCAAUUUUGGAAACUUUAGUGAAGACAGGCGUUCGAGAUGCAUUUUAGGACGUCUACCAGAUGAAAUCCAGGUACACACACGCGACAAACCCAUCAAGCAGUUCGAUGUUGUUUUUCGAAUCAAGAUGUUCCAGAAACGCCUGCGCACUGCUACUGACAAAAUUCUGCGCUUCGAAUUUGUCGCAGGGGGACGCAUAUGGUGGUUUAGCUUCUACAUACCAGAGCCUAGCUAUGGAUCAUGCCGCACCGCUCUUGGUCUCAGUCAGCAUAGCUAUCAAGCGCGUUUUAACGCUGUACUUUUGAUCGAGGCACAUAGCCGGAAACCUGGUCGUGCAGCCCCACCUGAAGCGCUGAAAAUUCCAUUAUCAUUAACAGAUACAAAUUGUCUGGCCCUUGUACCCUGGCAAUCCCCCGAGGGCAUUGAAUUCGAGCCUCCAAAAAUGACUUGGAACAUAUGGGAUGAGGUGGGCGAUUGGGUAUUGUACAACAAUACGGAAUAUGUAGAUGACGAGGGCACUUUAAAUGCGAAGCUGCAGAUGACAUUGUUAUGAAUCCAACUAGUCGAUGUAAUGGAGUUCACUUCACUCAAAAAAAGCAUGU